GGGGAGAAAAAUAAAAUAAAAUAACGGAGAAAAAAAACGCGGCUGCUGUAUACACCAAAAACCAGAGAGAGAGAGGGAGAGAGACUCUUUCUGCUAAUCGAUUCCAGCUAUAGAGAUCGCACCAAAGCGAACCCAAACCUUCAGGUCCAAGAAAAUCAUUUGGGUUUUGCCAAAGAUCUUUUUGUUUAAUUGCUUUAGUUACUGGAAUUUUUUGAUAUCCAAUAUCUGGGUCGGUGGCAUCCGUCCGGAUUUUGUGAUCGGGUCUGAUUUUGAUCGUUCCAUUGGAAAUCCUCGGUGGGUCUUUGGUCCUCUAAAAUGGUUCAGGCCCGUUUUUAUGUUUGGAUGUGCGGAGAGAGGGGUCUGAGUUUGUGAGCUUGAUUGGUUGUCCCAUUUAAUAUUGUUGUUUAUUAUUGUUGAUGAUUUCUUUGGGGAGGAGAGAUGCGAGAAAGGAGCUAGGGUUAGGGUUUGGCGUUGGGAGAGAGAUGGAGGACACUGAGCUUGAAGAAGGGGAGGCUUGCUCGGACCAUAACAACAACGAUGAUGAUUAUGAUUCAAGCAUGGACCCAGAUAUUGAUCUCUCUUACAUAGAUGAGAAACUUCAGGAUGUCUUGGGGCACUUUCAGAAAGAUUUUGAAGGGGGAGUUUCAGCAGAGAAUUUGGGGGCCAAGUUUGGUGGUUAUGGUUCUUUUUUACCUGCCUAUCAGCGUUCUCCUGUUUGGUCUCACCCAAGGACUCCACCAAAAGUUCAGAACUACAGCUCUCCUAGAUCUCCAAACAAUUCUCAACUUGAGGGUAGCUGUCGUGGUUUAAUUUCUUCAUCAACUGUGCCUCAAUCAGUAAGACUCGAACCUGCUUCUUCCAGUGCAGCAUCACUGACUGCAUCAAAAGCAUCAUCCUCCAUGAUUGUUUCAGUCAAACAAGAAGCAGGCAUGCCGUCCACUAAUCUAGCCAAGGAACAUACUCUGAGAUAUGAAUCAGUAAACAGGAAAUAUACUGAUUUACCAGACCAAAGAAUGUUGAAGGUUCGAAUCAAAGUGGGUUCUGAUAAUUUGUCGACACAGAAAAAUGCUGCAAUCUACAGUGGUCUUGGCCUUGAUGUGUCGCCAUCUUCAUCACCGGAUGACAGUCCCUCUGGAAGUGAAGGGAUGUCUCAUGGACCUCAAGAUUCUCCAUUUGAAUCUCCAGCUCAUAUUCUUUGGAUAAUGACUUCAUUACCAAUUCAUGGGGGUGUAUUGCUAUCACCUCUUCCUGGUGAUUUAAUUCACUUGAUAGAAAAGGAAAAGCUUAAUAAAGGCAGUGGAUCUUCGCAUGCCCAUUCAGUUGGCAUAGAAUGUUCUGGCAUUAUGGAUGGGUCUGAUUCUGUAAAAGAUGAUGGAAAAAUAUUGGGAGAAAAGAAAAUAAAGUCACUAGAGAGAAAUGAAAUAUCAUCAGAAUCAAAAAGUGAAAAUAAUAAGGAUUCUCGGAGUGUUAUUGAUGUUUUUCCAAAGAAGGAGAUGGACCUUGACACUUUGGCCUGUGAGGAACUUGUUUCUAACACACUAAAGCUUCCACUUCUAUCCAAUUCAUAUUCUGUUACUGAUGUGGCAAAAGGCACGGUUAGGGAAUCUAAUAUUUCCAGGGAAGCGUGCAAGGCUGUAGUGAGGGACAAAGGCUUUUCUGAUCUAACAAAGGAGGAACCAUUGGGGCUGUCAUAUACAAAUGAGGAUGCCUGGGUCGAGAAUCCCAAAGCCACUUCAGCUGGAAAGAUGUGGGAUGGCAAAAAAACUAGUUCUUUUGACAGUGUCUGUGUCUACCCUAGGAAAGAUGGCAAUCGGAAAGGAGAAAAACCUUAUGGCUUUGUCAGAAGUGACUCAAAUAUUUCGAAGGGUAUGAAAGCUGUAAGCUCUGAACUGACAGACACUCCCAAGCAGAAAGCUGACCAGAAAGUCAUAUCCCAUGAACACGAAGGUUCCAAGUUUCCUUCUGUUAAGGAGCUUUCAUCUUCUGAUGGGAAAAAGAAACUAAAAGAUAGCUUGACAGGUGGCUCUUCUUUGGUGGCCAAAAAUAAGAAGAGCGCUUAUGCAGAUGACUGCACUAAAGAGGAGUUGGAAGACUCAAAGUCACAAAAGAAUGCUGUAAAAUCUGGGGAUAGGUAUAGAGAUUUUUUUGGGGAUAUUGAACUAGGUCAAGAAGAAAAACAGAUGAGUCCAUUGGAAAUGAGUUAUGAAGACAGGCAGAAGGACUCUAACAUGGGUGAAAAAGGCAUGCGCUUCUCUAAUAAUGCAUUAAAGGAGAGACCAAAUGGUAACAAAAUUGAUAAGCUGUCAACAUCUGAAGUGCAUCAUAAAACAGCCUUGAGAGUUGCUCCCUACUCUGGAAAUUGGCCUAUAUCUGAUGUUGGUCCUGCAGCAACAGCCCCUGCUGCAACAAAAGACAAUUGGGUCUGUUGUGACAAGUGUCAGAAAUGGCGGCUUCUUCCACUUGGUAAAAAUCCUGACGACCUACCAGAGAAGUGGCUGUGUAGCAUGCUUAAUUGGCUGCCUGGUAUGAACCGAUGUAGCUUUACUGAGGAAGAAACAACAAAAGCUGUUACAGUAUUGAACCAAAUCCCCGCGCCAGUGAGUCAAAAUAAUCUGCAGAUCAAUCCUGGUGAAGUUAAAUCUGAUCAGCUUGAUCAGAACCACCAAGACUUUGUUUUGCAUGACAUGCCCAAUACUGGAAAGAAGAAGGCAUCCAGAGAUGGUCCUGCUCCGUUGUCAAAUCCAGUAAAGAAGAGUAUACAGUCAUCACUGGCAAAUGGAAGCUUAAAUGAUGUGAACCAAGCUAUGGUAAGUGAACCUGAUAUUCUGAAACUAAGCAAGUCUAGUGACUUGGCUGCAGAGAAGCACAAACAUAAGCAGAAAGAGAAGCAUAAAGUACUUGACAACUGUUCUGAUGGAGGUGAUACUAUGCAAUCAAAGAUGAAGGGCAAAAGGGACCCUGAGGAAGAUUUAUUGAGGGCCUCAAAGAAAAUCAAGACUGAAGUUUUGCCACAAGGUUGGGUGUCUGAUCAUGUAACCAUUGAAAAAGUAGGUCCUAGUUCAACUAAUGGUUUGCUUAUUAUGUCAUCAGGGAAGAAUCUGCCUAAAGCCAAUGGCCGCACUUCUUCUAAAGAUCAGGUUCAAGUUUCUGCUAGAAAACCAAAGGACGAAGUUCCAACUUCCAUGGAUGACGUGACCAUGGUUAUGGGAAAGCAGGUUAAUCGAGAAGUUGGAAAAAAGAGGAAAGUAAAGGGAAGUUAUGAUGCUCAAGGUAAUCCAGUUGCCCUUUCAUAUACAGGGCAUAAUCUCCGGGAAAGCAGGAUCCCGGCCAAGGAGGAGUUCAGUGAGAAUGAGUACAGGAAAGAGAAGAAAGCCAGGAUAUCUAGGCCUGAUGGAAAGGAGUCUAGUGCAAGUAAAGGCAAUAGUAAAUCAGACAAAAAAAGUAGUCUCAAAAAGAACUGGCAACCAAGACAAGAUGUUGGGAGUACUGUAUCUCAACCCAGCUUGGAUGGUGUGGAUUCUUUGAAAAGGGAUUCUGGAUCUCUGCAUCCUUCUGCGGCUGCUACUUCUAGCUCUUCUAAGGUUUCUGGUUCCCACAAAACCAAAGUCAAUUUCCAUGACACAAAGGGGUCUCCAGUAGAAUCUGUUUCAUCAUCACCUUUGAGAGUUUCAAAACCAGGUAAGCUUAUGACAGUGCGAAGGAACUUCACUGAGAAGGAUAACUCUGCUGAUGCUGGUUUUUUUGCUCUAGGUGGUCUGAGAAGAUGCUCAGAUGGUGAAGAUGAUGGUGGGAGUGAACGAUCUGGGACAGCGAAGGAGAAAAUUCUUGAUGUGGCUCAUCAUGGUUCCCUCGAAUCCUCAGUGCUUGAUUUUCAGGAAAAGGACUUUAGUCAUGUUUCUGUUGGUAAAACUAAACAUCAGAUUGUGCCUUCUCCAGAUGUCACACACCACCACUCUGCAAAUGGUGGUGCAGAUUAUUUAGGCCAUGAUGCACGAUAUCCUGGUAAAACUACAUCUGCAGAUCGACAUCAUGAAGAUGAUAAACAUGAAAAUCAUUAUCAUGUGAAUGGGUCCCGUCCAAGGAAAUCCGGAAAGGGAUCCUCUUCAAGGUCCAAAGACAAGAAUCGCAAUUUAAAUUCUGAACUUGACAGUGGUAAAGUUACGGUUUCUGAUUUGAUUAAUGUGCAAGCACCUUCCUAUGAACAGAAACCAACAGAUGGUAAAGUUAAGAUUGAAGAGAAGUUUGGGGUCAGAUCUGAUGAAAGUGAGAAUAGAUAUGUUGAUAAAAAGGACUCCACAGGGCUAACGCCAAGUGAGAGCACUAAAAAAGGGAGUCAGUCUAAAUUUCGGGGACACAUUGGUCCUGAUAUUAAAGCACAUGCUAUUCCCAGCCAUGAUGCGACCACUAUACCGAAGCAGAGUCUGCUGCUAGAUUGUGAGGCAGUCUCUGGGAGAGGGAAGUCACCAUCAUUACCUCCCUCUGAAGGUGGUCUAAAUGACACAUCAUCUUAUUGCCCUCUACCACUUUCUGGAUCUCAGAAAGGAAAUGUGGCAAAAAUUUCGGUUAUUAAUGCCUCUGACAAUGAUAAUGCAUCAAAGACGCAUAAACAAAUCAGAAAGGUUGAUCAUACAAAUGGGGCUCGUCACAACUGUUCAAGAGAUCCCUUAUCAAAUGGGCAUAGGGGCAGGGAUCUUGAUGCCCCAAGUCCAGUUAAAAGGGAUUCCUCCAGUCAGGCUGCUACCAAUGCAUUAAAAGAAGCUAAAAAUCUAAAACACCUGGCUGAUCGUCUUAAGAACUCUGGCUCGAAUCUUGAGAGUACAAGGCUUUACUUUGAGGCAGCUCUCAAGUUUCUUCAUGGAGCCUCCCUGUUGGAAACUUGCAGUAGUGACAGUGCCAAAACUGGAGAGAUGAUUCAGUCAAUGCAAGUAUACAGUAGCACAGCAAAACUCUGCGAGUUUUGCGCCCAUGAAUAUGAGAAGUCCAAAGACAUGGCUGCUGCUGCCCUGGCCUAUAAAUGCAUGGAGGUGGCAUACAUGAGGGUCAUUUAUUCUUCACAUAACAAUGCAAAUAAAGAUCGACGAACAGCUCUGCAAAUGGUUCCUCCAGGCGAGUCACCUUCGUCUUCUGCAUCUGAUGUUGAUAACUUGAAUCAUCCAGCAGCAGUGGACAAGGGUUUCUUAGCCAAAGGUAUUAGCUCUCCUCAAGUGACAGGAAGCCAUGUCAUUUCUGCACAAAACCGUCCCAAUUUUGUGCGGUUGCUCAAGUUUGCUGAGGACGUAAAUUUUGCAAUGGAAGCCUCAAGAAAAUCACGGAUUGCUUUUGCGGCAGCUAAUGCAAGCUUAGGAGAAAGCCAGCGUAAAGAGGGUAUUUCUUCCAUUAAAACUGCUCUUGAUUUUAAUUUCCAGGAUGUAGAAGGACUACUACGUCUGGUACGGCUUGCAAUUGAAGCUAUUAGCCGCUGAAAAGUCCAGUUUUUUUGUGGAGAUUGUACCAAAUUUGGGAGGAAAUAGAAGAGCCUCAUUAUUUGUAACCUGGUUCUGUCUGUUGCACUACUUGAGACUUCUGCUGCAAGAUUGGUCAUUGCCAUCUCACCAGCUCAGUGUUUUGUGUACAUGUGUAUGAUACAGGAUGGAUUUGGAAUUUUGAGUACAUGUUUUCAUCAGACUUAAGCGACUUUCUGAUGCAGAUAAGGACCAUGCAUGUUAAAUCCAUUUCAGGAUUGGUAUUAAGGAAAUUUAUUCAUCAACUUCUACAGAAAUGAUUGUGAGGUUGUAAAAAGUGGCAGUUUUAUGGUGAAGCAGGACUGUUGUUGAAGAAAUAAGUGAAUAAAGUUACAGGACCCCAACUAUAAGUAUGUGUGGGGUUGUAGAAUUCUCAUACCAGAGUGUACCAUCUUUCUGGCAAUUGUUUUUUCCUGGAUGGAGAUUAGUUUAGCUCUUUUUUUUUUUCCCUCAUAAAUUUGUUAGUCAUAACAUGUUUGGAGACAUCUGAACCCUGAAGGAUGGGAAUUGUAAAAUGCGGGCAUUGACAUGAAUUUUAGUUCUACUAUUGGAGGCUGCAAUAAUUUUCUUGGUUCAGGAUCUGUGUAAAGAUGGCAAUGAUUGGGCAGUCUCAGGUGGUCUUCAGGAGCUUCUGAUGAUUCCAGUUAAGACAAUUUUUUUUCUUUGUUGUUAACAUAGACAAGCAGGAAAAAGUUAAGAGAAGUAUAUUCAAAAAAUAAUGACCGCCUGAGUCAUUUUCUUUGAAGUGGCUAUAUUUGUAUAUAAAAUCAGGUUAAGUGACAAUGCGAGCUUCAUUUUGUUUCUUUUCUUUUCUCCCUUUUUGGGGUAGUGGUGUUCAUGCUAUACCAUCAGCCGGUGGAUGACUAUUUAACAGGCUCCAAAGAAUCUCAUUCCAGUAGCUGCUGCCUGUGCCCUCUGUCCUGUGCUUCUAGACCACGCAAGAGUCAAAUUUCUCUCUUGAUUUGGCAAGCAUUUCUUGCAGUCUCCAAAUAAUGAGCAAUAAUUCAGUUGAUUUGAUGCUAUCUAAAAGGAUUUUUGCUUUCAAGUUCAGCAAUUGGGGUUUCAGCUGCAGACAGGCUGGAUUUUGAAGCAUUUGUGCAUUUUAUUUAGCCCCUGCUCCCUUAAUUCUCUCAAACUGCUCAUCUACAGCAUUGUUCAUAUUAAUUGUAAUGUUAGAUUCUGACCAUAACCUAUCAUUCCUCGCCCCUUCCCACCCAACAAAAGCUAAAGAAAAAUCCAACGCCUUCCCCAUUACAUGUAUAGUAUCAAUAACAACGUUUAUUGAAGAAAGUUCUGAAACCCUAUUUUAAAAUGGUCACAGAACUUUGCUUGCUUA
Messenger RNA from Hevea brasiliensis (rubber tree), 6837 nucleotides. RefSeq names its product cysteine-tryptophan domain-containing zinc finger protein 7. Bases 417 to 5462 code for a protein of 1681 amino acids. NCBI's taxonomy places the organism in Eukaryota, Viridiplantae, Streptophyta, Magnoliopsida, Malpighiales, Euphorbiaceae. The transcript is spliced from 14 exons. The record is from RefSeq and is a predicted model, not a curated record. Gene Ontology annotation, molecular function: zinc ion binding.